Messenger RNA from Symbiodinium necroappetens, 1119 nucleotides. NCBI's taxonomy places the organism in Eukaryota, Dinophyceae, Suessiales, Symbiodiniaceae. The record is from the annotation of a GenBank genome assembly.
AUGCGCGAGCUCGUCCACAUCCAGGGAGGGCAAUGCGGCAACCAGAUCGGUGCCAAAUUCUGGGAAGUUAUCGCUGACGAGCACGGAAUUGACCCUACAGGCACCUACCAUGGCGACUCCGAUCUUCAGCUCGAGAGGAUCAAUGUCUACUUCAACGAGGCGACUGGUGGCCGCUACGUUCCCCGCGCAGUCUUAAUGGACCUGGAGCCCGGCACAAUGGACAGCGUGCGCGCUGGACCUUUUGGGCAACUUUUUCGUCCGGACAACUUCGUCUUUGGUCAGACAGGGGCUGGCAAUAACUGGGCUAAAGGACAUUACACAGAAGGCGCGGAGUUAAUCGACAGCGUGUUGGAUGUGGUGAGAAAGGAAGCAGAGGGCUGUGACUGCUUGCAAGGCUUUCAACUUUGCCACUCGCUCGGCGGAGGCACGGGAGCCGGCAUGGGCACACUGCUUGUGUCAAAGGUGCGUGAGGAGUACCCGGACCGCAUCAUGGAAACGUUCUCUGUGAUUCCCAGCCCCAAAGUUUCGGACACCGUCGUGGAGCCAUACAACGCUGUGCUGAGCUUCCACCAGCUCGUCGAGAAUUCCGAUGAAUCUUUCCUGCUGGACAAUGAGGCCCUAUACGACAUCUGUUUCAGAACACUCAAGCUGACGACGCCGACCUAUGGCGACUUGAACCACCUGGUGUCCGCAGCCAUGAGUGGCGUCACCUGUUGCCUGCGCUUCCCCGGGCAGUUGAACUGCGACUUGCGCAAGAUUGCCGUGAACCUUGUGCCAUUCCCGCGACUGCACUUCUUCAUGACAGGCUUCGCACCCCUGACAUCCCGUGGGUCGCAGCAGUAUCGGGCUCUCACAGUUCCUGAACUAACGCAGCAGAUGUUUGACGCCAAGAACAUGAUGUGCGCAGCUGAUCCUCGCCACGGACGCUACCUGACAGCGGCGGCGCUUUUCCGCGGGCGCAUGUCCACGAAGGAAGUAGAUGAGCAAAUGUUAAACGUUCAAAACAAGAACUCGUCGUACUUCGUAGAGUGGAUACCGAACAACAUCAAGGCAUCCGUGUGCGAAGCUUGGCUCAUGACUGGGGCCGGGUUAGGAUCGGUUGGAUUUCCGAAAGCUUGA